Molecule: messenger RNA, 4985 nt
Organism: Hydractinia symbiolongicarpus
Lineage: Eukaryota; Metazoa; Cnidaria; Hydrozoa; Anthoathecata; Hydractiniidae
Product: 52 kDa repressor of the inhibitor of the protein kinase-like
Exons: 2
Coding region: 362-3748 (1128 amino acids)
Molecular function (GO): protein dimerization activity
Source: RefSeq, a predicted model, not a curated record
GGAUCCAAACCCCGUCAAUUGGGUCAAAGGACGGGGUUUAAAAAUAACAAGUAUAGUUUAUCUAAUUUUCAAAUAUUUAGUACUAACCAGUAAUAUUUGGGGCGUGUAAUAAUGUAUUCAUUUGAGCGCUCAUCAAUAUAAAAAUUAAUAAUAUUGCCGCCGCUGUUGCUGCCGUGAUGGCGGAUAGAAAAAUAUGGACCCCGCCCUGCAGGUUUUUGCCGGAGCAAUGAGGUUAUUCUUAACUCUUAUUGGUCUAGAUUGCCGGGUUUGCAGGAGAAGAACACCGGCAGGAUUUGAUUGGUCAAUACAGAAGUUUUCUUAAGUUGUGAUUGGCUAAAAACAAUACCCUGCAAAAGCCAAAAUGCUCACGCUGGUCUUCAUCUUCAUAUCUUCCUCAACAUCAUUGCUCAACAUGGCGUUUAGUUCAGUGAGAGAUGAUGUUUUGAAAUUAUUUCAAGACGAAGAUUUGCAGAAAUUGAUUGAAAUAUUAAAUAUUUAUUCUGAGAAAUGGAUAAAUUCAAAUAAAAAUGUGUUUUUAAACACAGAACAGCUUUAUGCUGUACUUUCUUGUGGAGAAAUUGGUGUGAAUGAAGAUGCUUUGAAUUAUCUUCCUGCAUCAGUUUCUUCCAAGAAUUGUGUUGCAUUGAGGUCCGAAUCAUCUGGAAAUUGCUUGUUUAGCUCCAUAUCCUUAUGUCUGGUAGGUGAUAAUAGUUUGACACAACAGUUAAGGCUACUUGCUUGCAUUGAACUUUUUGUCAAUUCUGAGUAUUAUAGUUCUCACCCCAAUUUAUUUGUUGACAAAUAUCCAUCUUUAAGUCCAUCAAAUAUUUUAGCAAUGUCAGUAUCUCAUGCUGCUGUUGAUACUAAUUUUAAGGCUGCUGAACUUGUCAAAGCUGAGGCUACUUUAUGUUUGAAAAACAUGAACCAGUGGUCUGGUUUUCUCUUUGUUUUGUCAUUGUCUUCUAUAAUUCGCAGAAAUAUUAUGUGUUAUUAUCCUGAUUGUGGUCCUCUCAAAUACAAAGAAAUAUUCAAUAAAAAGGUUUUUCCACGUGUGCCAAAGGUUGAUGAAACUUGCUUCCAUAUUUUGUUUUGUUAUGAAGGUCAUCUCAUUUCAGAUCUUGCUUUUAAACAUAAUCACUAUGUGCCACUUUUAUUUACUUCUAAGGAAUUAAUUUAUAAGCCUCUAUUUAAGAAGAAAUGUAUGUCUACCAAUGUUUCUGGAUUCUUUCAAAAGAAAAUUGAUUUUAAACCUGUCACCAAGAAUAAGCUUAUUUUACCAAAGGUAUCUCUUCCUCAGCAAUUGCCUACAUCAAGUCAGGAUCCCCAAGCAAUAAUAAAAGGUACUAAUAAUACACCUUCAAGCAACAUUUCAAAUCCUUCUACUUCUUCUGUAUCUAAUGUUUUUAGUAAUCUUUUACAAAAUAGUACUAGCCAUGAACCUAAUUUUUUCCCAAACAAUAACAAAUCAGUCAUAACAUCAAAAAUAGUUGAUUCCCUUCCACAAAAUUUUGAUGUAACUGAUGUUGCAUAUUACAGACUUCGUGUUAAAGAAGGGAUGACAGACAAACAAAUUUUCGAUCUAAUAAAUCAGACUUUUUCCCCUUCUGCAGAUUAUACCUACCCUAAAACUUUAAAACGUCAGUUCCGUUCAAAGUGGUUGAAAGAUUACCCUUGGCUUCGCUACUCACCAGCUUAUGAUGGGGCUUUUUGUUUACCCUGUGUUCUUUUUGGAUCAAAGUUCCCUGACAAAUGUGGUAAAAUUCAAAACCUUUUUUUACAACCUUUUACAAAAUGGAAUGAUGCAACUAGAUCUUUUAAUCAACAUCAAUCCACAAAGAAUGGUUUACAUGAAUUUACUUCCACUGUUUUUAAUAAUUUCAUUAGUCAGAUGUUAUCUAAAUCCCAGCCCAUCAAUGUUUUAGUCAAUGAUCAGCUACAACAGAAAAUAAACAAAAAUAGAGAAGUUUUGAAAUCUAUUGUUGAUACCAUCAUUUUAUGUGGUCAUACCAAUUCAGCUUUGCGGGGACAUAGGAAUGAUGGGAAAUAUCUCCCUGAGGCAGGAGGCUAUGCUAAUCAAGCCGGGGUUGGAAAUUUUCAUAAGUUUUUAAACUUUUCAAUUCGCAGUGGCAAUCAACUAUUAAAAGAUCAUUUAGAGUCCAGUGCUAAAAAUGCCAGGUAUAUUUCUAAAACAGUGCAGAAUGACUUAAUUGGAUGUUGUGGUCAAGAAAUUACUAAUGAAAUCAUUUCUGAGGUUAAAGUAAAUAAGUUUUAUUCCAUAAUUGCAGAUGAAGCAUGUGACUCAUCAACUAAAGAGCAAAUGGCUCUCAUUUUAAGAUAUGUUGAUAGCACUUGUGAAAUAAAAGAGGACUUCAUUCGUUUUUUACACUGCUCUGAAGGAUUAUCUGGUGCUGAUCUCUUCAGUACAAUUAUGAAAUGUUUAAAAGAAGAUCUAGGGCUUGACAUAAUGGAUUGCAGAGGACAGGGCUAUGAUGGUGCUGGGUCAGUUUCUGGUCACAUUAAUGGUCUAUCUUCUCAUAUUUUAAGACUUAAUUCAAAAGCCAUUUAUACACAUUGUCACUCUCAUAAACUUAAUUUAACAGUGUGUGAUUCCCUAGACAUACUGUUAGUGUCAGAAGUGUUUGAUAAAGUGAAGGAAUUGUCAUACUUUUUCAAUUUGUCUGAAACAAGACAAAAGGUUCUGCAAAAGUUUGUUGUUGAGUGUAAGCCUGAUACCUCAAAAUCUAAGUUGAAAGAUAUUUGUAGGACAAGGUGGGUUGAACGAAUCGAUGGUCUAGAAGACUUUUUGAAAUUGUACACAACCAUUGUGAAAUGUCUUAAAUAUAUGUCUUCUUCUGAUUGUAUGUGUAACAGAGAUACAAAGUCUAAGGCUUCAAGUUUUGUCAAUUUAAUUUCCAGAUUUGAUUUUUUAAUUUCUUUAGUGUGUACUACCAAAGUUCUGUUGGUGACUCUUCCUGUCACACGAAAUUUACAAUCUAAAUCUAUAGAUAUUCUUAAAGGUAUCAAUUUAAUUUCUGCAUUGAAAAAAGAGUUAAUUGAUACUAGAAAUUCUGUUGAUGCAUUUCAUAAUAAUGUAUUUUCUGAGGCAGUUGCUAUUGCAAAUGAGCUGGAUGUAACCAUUAAAGCACCAAGAAUUUGCAAAACACAAAUCCAUAGGUCAAACACUCCCUUUGACUCAGUAUCUGAUUAUUUUAAACGUUCAGUAACAAUACCACUUCUAGAUUUUCUUAAUACUUCUAUAAGUAAGCGCUUUCAACCUGAAACAGUUGCUGCUUACAAAGGAUUGGCAUUAAUUCCAUCUCAUUUAUUUUUCCUUAAAAGUCAGGGUAAAGACUGGAAAAACGAAGUUCAAGAUUUUGUUACAUUUUAUACGUCUGAUUUUCUUAGUGUUAAUGCCCUUCAAUCUGAACUGUCGCUCUGGGAAAAAUAUUGGGAAGAAUAUACUGAUACUCUCCCUGAUAGCAUAUCCUUGGCAUUAAAAGCAGUUUCUUUCCCUGGUUUUGAAAAUAUAAAAAUAGCCCUACGUAUUCUUGGGACUCUUCCUGUUACUUCCUGUGAGAGUGAAAGGAGUUUCUCUGCAUUAAGAAGGUUAAAAGAAUACGCACGGAGUACCAUGACCAAUGAUCGUUUAAAUGGGUUAGCAUUGUUAUAUAUCCAUCAAGAAAUUAUCCCUGACAAAGAUAAAGUCAUUGAUAGAUACGCUCUUUCAAAUCGUAGGCUUGAAUUUUAAUUGUUAUGUAUAUUUGUUGCAAAGGUUGGUAUUAUAUUAUACUAUUGGUAUUCUUAAAAAAUUAAUUUAAUAGAAAAUAUGUUUAUCAAAAUUAUUAAAACACUUAUAUUAAUAGUACUUUGUCACUUUGAUUGUUAACAUAUUUCGUGUUCCAUUUCCAUUUUUUUAGUCCAUAGUUCAUUUUCAUUUAAUUGACAACUGUCAAGAAAUAGUAGAACAUAGUUGCAGGGACUAUGGGGUUACUCAGUUGUCAUUUUAUCCUGCAUUCAUUUUUAUUCAUAUCAAACCAUUUCAUUGCAAUAUUCAUUAUCAUUUAAUUGGCAACUGUCAAGAAAUAGUAGAACAUAGUUGCAGGGACUAUGGGGUUACUCAGUUGUCAUUUUAUCCUGCAUUCAUUUUAAUUUAUAUAAAACCAUUUCAUUCCAAUAUUCAUUAUCAUUUAAUUGAAAACUGUCAAGAAAUAGUAGAACAUAGUUGCAGUUGUCAAGUUAUCCUGUAUUUUUUAAAUAUAAAUAUGCCAAUGACAGCUAAAUUUUUCUCUAUUUUUUCCUCAUCAUUGUAUCUUGUUAUCUUAAUUCUUUACUUCUUUUUUAUUUGGCUGUCCAUGUCUGGAUGACAUUUUUUGUUAUCCUAGGCAUGCUGAUGAGCUCUGAUAUUGAGCGAAACGGCCUAUUAACAUCUAUAAAUUAUAUGAGAUAAUCUUGUUUCUUUAGUUCAUAGGCUUCAUAUAUAACAAUAGAAACUCAGCAAGAAAGAGAAGCAACCAAACAACAUUGUUGAAAAGAUGACACGGUAACGAUUUUCGUUUUAUGCUGUAUGAAUGACAAAUAGCCUUUUUAUUUUCAAAAUAAUUUACAAUUUAGAUGCGGGAAUGUUGUUUUCAGACAAUCUAGGAUCCUCCAAUGUUUAAAAAUUUUCUGGGCCCUCAGGCCCAACCAUGGUGGGCCUUCGCGUGUCACUAAUAUAAGUACAUUUUAUGACGGGGUACAUCAGAAAUCCUAGAUCCGCCCCUGAGACGCCUACAUCACCAUUUUAUUUUCAUAUUUGUUUGAACUAUGAAAAGUGAGUUAAGAUACGGUGGAACUUAUCUGAUGCAAACAACUCUAUGAGAGAAACCGUUUCUUUCACAGCACAACAGUUUACACUUUUUUUUGACUGUUUCAUAACUCAUUAAAAACACAAGCUGACUCUAAUGCAAUAAUUUAUAGUAUGGAGCUUCUACUACUUAUUCUAAUUU